AUGGACAAAGGAAAUUCGACGACAAGUCCUGCUAGUGGAACGUAUUUCUCGUCAACUACAAAUGGAUCCAAAAACUCAAUAACACCAUCAUGUUCUUCAUCUCCUACUAGUGAACCAGUAGCAGCCAUCACCACCAGUAGUACUACUGUGUUGCCUUGUCGGGUUCGUCGUAUCCUUCAAAAUUUCCUUCUCAUCUGGCUCGAUGCCAAUAUUGACGAAUCAAAACAAGAUUUUAAAAAUUCAUUAACAUAUCUACGCCAUAUUGUGGCAUCCGUGACGACAUUUACUGAUGCUCAAGAGUGUGUCAAUUUUCUUAGUGAAAUUAAAAAAGAAAAAGUAUUUAUGAUUGUCUCUGGUUCAUUAGGGCAACAUGUCGUACCGAGAAUUCAUGGGUGGUCACAGUUGGAUUCUAUUUAUGUUUUUUGUGGGAAUAAAUCACUCCAUGAAGAGUGGUCCAAAACAAUGUCAAAGGUAAAAGGUGUUCACACUGAUAUCGAUCCAAUUUGUAAAGAAUUACAAAUCGAUCGUGAACGAUGUGAUCGAUCGUUGAUCUCGAUUAGUUUUCAUCGCAUAGAUGCCUUGUUUAUGUAUACACAAUUGUUUAAAGAAGUUCUUUUGGAAAUCGAUGAUGACGAUACGAAAUCCAUCAAAGAACUCGUUGAAUAUUGUCGUCUUCAGGAUGACAUUGUUGAAGACGAAAUUAAAAAGUUAGAAGGAGAAUAUCGUCGCCAUACACCCAUUUGGUGGUAUACUGCACCAUAUUUUAUUCAUUCGAUGCUCAAUCGAGGCUUGCGGGUACUUGACGUUGACAUUAUUCUUAAAAUGGUUUUUUUAUUCGACACCUACACCAACAUAUCGAACAAUUACAUCGCGAACAACACCAAUCCGCAGUGGCAAUGA
Molecule: messenger RNA, 900 nt
Organism: Rotaria sp. Silwood2
Lineage: Eukaryota; Metazoa; Rotifera; Eurotatoria; Philodinida; Philodinidae
Source: the annotation of a GenBank genome assembly